This is a messenger RNA of Xylona heveae TC161, 1896 nucleotides long. Its product is annotated as kinase-like protein. NCBI's taxonomy places the organism in Eukaryota, Fungi, Ascomycota, Xylonomycetes, Xylonales, Xylonaceae. The record is from RefSeq and is a predicted model, not a curated record. Gene Ontology annotation, cellular component: mitochondrion. The coding region runs from base 194 to 1864 and encodes 556 amino acids. The transcript is spliced from 4 exons.
CCCAACACGGGUACGAUUGCUGGGAACCAGGAAGCAUCCCCCCCAUCUGGGGCAAUUAAAGAUCAUUCGGGCCAGCUCAGAAAUUACGUUAAUAACCAAGCAAAUUGGAUCAUCUUUCUUACGUCUGUCCCCAGAAUUGCUUGGUUUAUAUGGUUUAUUCAGCGUGUAGAUGCUUUACCUGUCAUUCCUGGCAAUGACGUUCCACCAAAGCUUUGUUCCGAAAUUCUCAAAGUCCUUCUCAACUUUUCUUCGCGUGCUGAGGCAUGAACAUCCGAUGCCGUCCCAAGUGCCGACAGAGACAAGUUCCUUAUUCCGCUACACAAGCGGAAGAUGGCUUUGGAACGAGCGGGCGCAGCUCGAAUCCCGAUACCGCCCUUUUGAUGUUCUCUGCCUUCAACAAGCAGCUUGCCGGGCAGUCGGCGCCACUGAGUGCAUUUCUCUGGAGAAAAUCGGAGAGGGCAACUACAAUAAGGCAUAUCGCCUUGUAAUGGAAGAUGGUCAAAAAGUCAUAGCUAAGAUCCCUCACCCGAACGCUGGUCCACCAAUGCUCACAACCGCAUCUGAGGUUGCGACGAUGGAGUUUGCCAGGACCGUCCUGGACUUGCCCGCACCAAAAGUUCUUUCAUGGAACGCCACCGACCAGAAUCCUGUUGGUGCCGAAUACAUUAUCAUGGAAGAAGCAAAAGGCUCCCAGCUCCACAACGUCUGGAAGAAUCUUCAAUUACGAGCUAAACGCGAUAUCAUCCGCAGAAUUGUAGAUAUCGAGAGGAAAUUGCUCUCUGUAUCAUUCAACAAGAUAGGAUCACUGUACUUUAACGACAGUGAGAUUCCAGGGUGCGAGCCUGCUGCUACGACCACGGGUGGUUCGCGAGAAGUCAAUAAUUGCAUCACAUCGCGUUUUUGCAUUGGACCUAUCGUUCGAAGAGAAUUCUGGGAGAAGGAACGCAGCGAUAUGCACCAAUACCACGGUCCCUGGAAGUCGUCGGUAGACUACCUUGAGUCGGUCGCUCGCCGCGAAAUCGACUGGAUCAAAGCAUAUGCCGAUCCGCAGAAAGCGGUCGUGAAUCCAUGGCAGUAUACCAGCGAUGAUCAAUAUUCGCCGGAAGCCCAUCUCGCUGCUUUGGGGAAAUUCCUCUCCGCCAUCUCGCACAUUGUUCCAAAAGACUCCGAAGUCACUUCACCUAGGCUUUGGCAUCCGGAUUUUCAUGCGGGUAAUAUCUAUAUCGAUGAACAAGGCGAAAUCUCCAGCAUUAUCGACUGGCAGGGAGCCUGGAUCACUCCAGUGUUCCUCGGAGUUCACCCCCCAUCGCUUUUAGACUACGGGAUUGAUGAAUUGUCGAUGAAGUUGCCUGACAACUUCAAACAGCUCGAUGAGGUUACCAAGGAUCAGCUCAGACAUCAAGUGGCCGAAUCUAUCUUGAUUCACUCUUACGAAACCCUGACCACGGAGACAAAUCCUUUGAUGCACAAGAUGAUGCAUUACCCUCAUGGUCAAACCCUGAAGCAGCUCGAGGCCUUUGCUGGCUCCACCUGGGACAAUUGUCUCUACCCACUCCAGGAUUGCUUGAUGCGUGUUGAAAGAGAAUGGGACCACUUUCAAUCAGACGAGCCAUGUCCAUAUAAAUUUUCGGAAGAAGAAAUCAGAAAACAUCAUGACGAAGUUGAGCCAUUCAAUAAGAACCAAAAGCUGUGGGAAGAGCUGCGCGGGAUUGUGACGGACGAGGGUUACACGUCGAAUGAAACCUUGGAUGAGGCCAUUGAGGUAUUUAGGAAUUUGAGGGAAAUUGGUUUGGCUGGUUUGAAGGGCGAAGAGAAUAUCGAAUUCGAUAAAAAUACACGUUGGGUUUUGGACCUCCGAGCAUAGAUCUUGUUAAUGUUCAAUUUAUCAGUAGGGUA